AUGAUGCAUCCAUGCAAAAUUUCUUAAAAUGAUCUUUAUCUUUUAAGAAAAGCAUCCAUUUUUAGUGAAAAUUAUAAAGAGGUAUAAACAAAUUAAUNUCCUAGUCUAGUUCAACUAAAUUCGAUUAGAUCAUGUGGGCAAGUGAUCCUUAGACCAAAUCAAAUUUAUAAGUUUGGAAAUCAAUGAGGCUGAGUGAAGGAAAAUGGAAAUCAGAAACAAUUGAGAAAUUUGGAGUGAUACAGCUAGCUCUGGGUAAAUAUUUGAUUCCUACCAGUUGA
Paramecium octaurelia is the source of this 278-nucleotide messenger RNA. Lineage: Eukaryota; Ciliophora; Oligohymenophorea; Peniculida; Parameciidae. The record is from the annotation of a GenBank genome assembly.